Messenger RNA from Spea bombifrons (plains spadefoot toad), 1775 nucleotides. RefSeq names its product chimerin 2 (gene CHN2). The transcript is spliced from 13 exons. The record is from RefSeq and is a predicted model, not a curated record. Gene Ontology annotation, molecular function: GTPase activator activity. Lineage: Eukaryota; Metazoa; Chordata; Amphibia; Anura; Pelobatidae. Bases 201 to 1607 code for a protein of 468 amino acids. Gene Ontology annotation, biological process: signal transduction; regulation of small GTPase mediated signal transduction; positive regulation of GTPase activity.
GCUCAUCCGGGAGAAGCGGCCGUGCGGCGGCGGGGGGCGAGCACCGGGGAUGCCUGCCAGGCUGCCUGGGAACGCACACCUGCACUCACAGUAACCGCCAGCAGCGUGCGCGUCAUCCGCGAGCAGGAAGUAGGAGCCGGGGCAGCUCGGCACAUAUGUGACAUGGACUAGAGGCGACACCCGGACCGUCCAGUAACAGGAUGGCAGCUUCCAGCAACUCCAGCCUGUCCGGCUCCUCCGUGUCCUCCGAUGCAGAAGAGUAUCAGCCGCCCGUAUGGAAAUCAUACUUGUAUCAGCUGCAACAGGAAGCUCCACGUCCCAGAAGAAUUAUUUGCCCGCAAGAGGUGCAGAACAGACCAAAGCAUUAUGGAAGGGAGUUUCAUGGCAUCCUUUCUCGGGAGCAGGCAGACGAGCUUCUGGGUGGCGUGGAAGGAGCAUACCUUAUCCGAGAAAGUCAAAGGCAAUCCGGAUGCUACACUCUGGCCCUUAGGUUUGGUCACCAGACGUUAAACUACAGACUUUUCUAUGAUGGCAAGCACUUCGUGGGAGAAAAACGGUUUGAAUCCAUCCAUGAUUUGGUAACAGAUGGCCUUAUAACUUUGUACAUAGAGACAAAAGCUGCUGAGUAUAUUGCAAAAAUGACAACCAACCCCAUUUAUGAACAAACUGGGUACUCAUCAAAACUGAAAGGAAAAGUCACGAGGAGACUAAGCAGGACGAAAAAUGAAUCAAAGAGAUUACACCUGUCACAUGAAGGAAACCCAUCCGUGGAAAAGAUCACUUCACUGGUUAGAAGAGCAGCCCUGUCACAAAAUGACAACCACUGUAACUAUGAGAAAGCACACAACUUCAAGGUUCACACAUUCAGGGGUCCACACUGGUGUGAGUACUGUGCAAACUUCAUGUGGGGUCUUAUUGCACAGGGAGUCAGAUGCUCAGAUUGUGGACUUAACGUACACAAACAGUGCUCUAAAUACGUACCCAGUGACUGCCAGCCAGACCUCAAGCGUAUAAAGAAGGUGUACAGCUGUGACCUUACAACCUUAGUGAAGGCACACAAUAUUCCUCGGCCAAUGGUGGUGGACAUGUGCAUCCGAGAGAUUGAAGGAAGAGGUCUGAAAUCAGAAGGUCUCUACAGAGUCUCAGGAUUUACAGAGCAUAUUGAAGAUGUAAAAAUGGCCUUUGAUCGAGAUGGUGACAAAGCCGACAUCUCCAGUACUACAUAUCCAGAUAUAAACAUCAUUGCUGGGGCACUGAAGCUAUAUUUCCGGGACUUGCCCAUUCCAGUUAUAACUUAUGAUUCCUAUUCCAAGUUUAUAGAGGCAGCAAAAAUAUCCAAUCCAGAUGAGAGGUUAGAAGCCAUACAUGAAGCCCUCAUGCUCCUUCCACCAGCUCAUUACGAGACACUCAGAUUUCUAAUGAUUCAUCUUAAAAAGGUUACACAGAAUGAGAAGGACAAUCUCAUGUGUGCCGAAAAUCUUGGGAUUGUGUUUGGGCCAACACUGAUGAGGCCGCCUGAAGAAAACGCACUCACGUCUCUAAAUGAUAUGCGAUAUCAGAAGCUAAUUGUGCAGAUUUUAAUACAAAAUGAAGAUGUUUUAUUCUAAACAAAUGAAGGAUUGCUAACUGCAGCCAGUGCUUUAGAUGGCCAGUUUAAAGCAGCAGGGUGUAAUAGUGUUUGCUCGGUGGACUCGCUGAAAAUGCCAAAAGAUUUCAAGCACCAUAUGUCUCAUAGACAUAUGAAUUUUUCUGCUCAUAUAAAGGGAGAAAGACUA